GGGGGAAAAAACCCACCGGCCACCACCCCCAAAUUGGCGGUUCCCUUUGAUCCCCCCCACUCCCAACCUCCUCCGCAUCCCCACCUCCAAAUCACCAUCGCGACACGGCCGAUCGCCAUCUUUUCCGAGCAGUUACGUCAUCCGCCAGCGACGAUCUCCCGACGUGCUCUCCUCCGACCGUCUAAAACGCCUCUUCCCCCACCGAACACCGCAACUACUGUACGCCCUAAUUUUCCAGACCUUGGGUGCCACCCGAUCAGCAUCUUCAUCUUCUCCCCAGUCGCUUCCUUCGCUACAGAAUCUGUCAAUACUGCUUACGAAGAACUGAUCGAUUCACGCUGGAUUCCGAAAUCGCCUGCCACAUCUGCUGUUCAAAGCGCGGUUCACAUCGCGCAGAAGCUCUCCCGCCAUCAAAAUCGACUCACCCGCAGAGAUUCCACACCCGAAUUUCCUCAAUGGAUCGCGUUCCAGACUCAAUUGCAUCUAUGCCUGCCACCACUCAAUUGCUCGCUUUUCCAGUCAUCCGAUUCUGUCAGUGAAACAACGGCUCGAAGCACGCCGGACUGCGGCAGGGCUUCCACCAGAAAUUCGACUCUGCUCACUGGAUUGCUAGGUCCAGGACACAAGCUGCCGCUGCCAUUUCUGGGUUUCGCUUUGGAGCCCAGUGUCUUCUAA
Messenger RNA from Linum tenue, 675 nucleotides. The record is from the annotation of a GenBank genome assembly. Lineage: Eukaryota; Viridiplantae; Streptophyta; Magnoliopsida; Malpighiales; Linaceae.